CACCUCACCUCUCACCACCUACUUCCAUCACACAUCGCCAUGUCCAUGCUCGACGACUUUGUCGAGCAUGCGGCUGGCCCCGGGCGAGGAGCCGCGCCCCGGCCCAGCGCGCUAGCCCGGGUCGAGUACGAGGGCUUCGAGCAUGACGACCACACGGCCGACGACGUGUCGCCGCUCGUGCGAGCUCUUGAAACAGGCUUCGUACCCACCGCACGUGCAAGCGCUUCUCUCCCGCCCCUCUUCUCCCUCAGCACUGUGCAGUACACGCCGCCCGCCAAUAUCCUGUUCCUCACAGCUGCGAACAAUGUGCUCUUCUUCGCAACCCACCCCCUCUCUGUUGUGAUCAUUGAUCUCAAUGCGCCAGACGAGUUGGUUACGAUUGACUUGCCACGGCCAACAGACAAGGGACCGCGCGAUGUGUCGAUCAAGGCGCUCUUCGCCGACCCCACAGCCCGGCAUCUCAUCAUCACCACGUCUACAGGCGACGCAUUUUACCUCCCCGUCGCCGGGAUUAGCAGUCAACAGAACCGGCGGCCCCGCGCUCUUCGUCUCCGCCAGACUGUCACUGCCGUCGCGUGGUCCCCCAUUCCAUCCGAGAGCACCGAUCCCAACUCCCCGCCCCCGACUGACGUGCUGCUCGGCUGCGUGAACGGCGCCAUUCUGUCCCUCCCCCUCCCGCCAUCCGAUGAUAUCUUCAAGGUUCAGCUGCCCAUGGGCAAGCAGCUCGAGCGCGACCUCCAAGUUGUGUAUCACGUUGAGGGUGGUGAGACGGUCACGGGCCUCGCAUUCGGCUUCUGGAAAGCGAAGAAGGAGCGCAAGGCUUGGGUCGUGUUCACCACGAAGGACAGAGUCUUCGAAGUGCAGGCACCCGUGACCACGACAUAUGCUGGGGGCAAGAACGGGGGGUGGGCCGAGGAGGUCUUCCGAACGGUUCGCGACGGCGUGCCCAAAUUCCACGAGAUGCCCGGUGACCCACCCAAUUCCGAACUGCACACAUUCAUCCCCUCCGUUGAGGGACAGGUCGCUGCCGACCUCCCAGCACCCACUGCCAUUGCGUGGCUGACCGGUGCUGGUCUGUAUCACGCACGCUUGUCUCCCGUAGCAUCCCCGGAAAUCCUCGUCCAAUCCUCCCUCCUCCCAUACCCGCCUGCCCCCGGUGUCGACGCACCGCCACCCACCGCGUUCCGACGCAACGCUCCCCCACCCGCAGAAGAAGCUGCGCCAGUUCCCAUCUCAACUGCGGUGACGCAAUGGCACUGGCUGUGUCUCUAUCCUGACCGCAUCGUUGCCGUCUCGCGGCUCAGCGAGAAGGUCGUGUGGGAUGAGCCUUUACCGCGGAGCCCUGGACAGAAGGCGCUCGGUCUCUCCUCCGACCCCGUGUCGCGCACGUUCUGGGUGGCGACCACGCAGUCGAUUAUUGAGGUUGUGCUGCAGAAGGAGGAGCGCGAUGUGUGGCGCGCCAAGCUCGAGCAGAACUCGUUUGCCUCAGCGCUCGAGUACGCCGCUACGCCCGCACAGCGCGACAUCGUGCUUUCAAAGCAGGGUGACGCGCUCUUCGCCGAGGGCAAGUACAUUCUCGCCGCGCGGGCAUACGCCGAGUCAACGCGCAGCUUUGAGUUCGUGACCUUGCGCUUCGUCGACGCGGAUGAGCGUGACGCUCUUCGCGCAUACCUUAUCGGACGGCUUGACAAACUCGACAAGAAGGACCUCACUCAGCGCAUGAUGAUUGCCACGUGGUUGCUCGAGAACUACCUCAGCAAGUGCAACACCCUGGAAGACCUGAUUGCUGCGGAGUCAGCAACAAGCGACGUCGAGACGCUGCAUGUUGAGCGCGACAUGGUCGAGGAUGACCUCAAGACGUUUAUCAAGGACUACCGUGCCAAUCUUGACCCCCGCGUCGUUUACGAGCUCAUUCUUGCGCACGGUCGCAUGGACCUGUACCUUUACUACGCCGAGCAGAACAAGGACCACGACCGCGUCGUCGAGCACUGGAUCCAGGAGGAGAACUGGACCAAGGCCAUCGACGUGCUCAGCCGUCAAGACUCGCUAGACUUGUACUACCGCUUUGCGUCGAUCCUCAUGCGCAACGUGCCCAAGCAGACAGUCGAGGCAUGGGAGCGACAGUCGGCGCUCGAGCCACGCCGUCUCAUUCCCGCUCUCCUCCAGCAGCGCUCCGAGCCACUCGCCACAAACCAGGCUGUGAGAUAUCUAGAGCACGUUGUGUUCCGGCAGGCCUCUACCGAUUCCACCAUCUACAACCUCCUGCUUACGCUGUAUGCGAGCGCGAAGGAUGUCGAUGACGCCCCGCUUCUCCGCUUCCUCAACUCGUGUCCUGACGACCCCAUCACCGAGCGGCCAUACUACGACCUCGACUACGCUCUCCGAUUGUGCAAGGCGCAUGGCCGCAUCCAGCCGUGCGUCCACAUCUACAGCCGCAUGGGUCUAUACGAGCAGAGUGUGGCCCUUGCGCUGGAGAAAGGUGACCUUGAGUUGGCCAAGAUCAACGCCGACAAGCCGGAAGACGACGAGGCGCUGCGCAAGAAGUUGUGGCUCAAGAUUGCCAAGUAUGUUGUCCAAGAGAAGGGCGACAUCAAGAGCGCGAUGAAGUUCCUCGAGAGCACCGACCUCGUCAAGAUUGAGGACAUCCUGCCCUUCUUCCCCGACUUUGUUGUCAUCGACGACUUCAAGACCGAGAUCUGCAGCGCACUUGAGGACUACUCGGCUCGCAUUGAGGAGCUCAAGGCCGAGAUGGCCGAGGCGACGCGCUCCGCUGAGAGUAUUAAGCGCGACAUCUCUGCGUUGAGCACGCGCUUUGUCGCAGUCGAGAUGAGCGACAAGUGCUGGCGCUGCGGGCAGGGCAUCACAAGCCGCCAAUUCUACGUCUUCCCAUGCCAGCACGCCUUCCACGCUGACUGCCUUAUCUCCAUGGCAAUGGAAUACCUCCCCUCCCCUUCGCUGCGGCGCAUCCUGCACUUACAGGACGAGCUCGUCCGCUCCGACGCGCCCGGCCACAAGCUCCUUUCCGCGCAGUUCAGCGGCCCCAACACACCGCGCAGACAGGAGUCCAUAUCGGCGGCCGACUUCCUUCUUGCGCCCGGACGCCGCGUGCUCGCUGCCGGCGACCGGUUGCGCGAGCUCAUCGUGCCGGACGCGCUGGCGCAGGCGGUGGUAGGCGGUAAGAAGAGGCGCAGCGCGCAGGACGAGGGGCGGCUGGAGGCUGCGCGUGCCGAGCUUGACGCGCUCGUCGCGGCUGUGUGCCCGCUGUGCGAGGGUGCAGUGGCAGCCAUCGACAGGCCGUUUGUCCGCGACGGCGAGGACGCGGGCGACUGGGCCGUCUAGUGUUGUACUAUAGAUCUAGAGAUGCUGCAUACUGAGUAAGGCAAAUGUCC
This is a messenger RNA of Cutaneotrichosporon oleaginosum, 3389 nucleotides long. RefSeq lists its product as uncharacterized. Gene Ontology annotation, molecular function: protein-macromolecule adaptor activity. Lineage: Eukaryota; Fungi; Basidiomycota; Tremellomycetes; Trichosporonales; Trichosporonaceae. Gene Ontology annotation, cellular component: HOPS complex; endosome. The record is from RefSeq and is a predicted model, not a curated record. Gene Ontology annotation, biological process: vacuole organization; vesicle-mediated transport; endosome organization.